UUACAUAUAUUUAUUAUCUUUUCAGUUUGAGAUAUAUAGACGGAUAACCAAGGCGGUAGCCAGGGUUAUAUUCACAGAACUAUCUGAAGGAGAGAAGGAUAGUUAUUUGUAAUCAUACCCAGGUGAAAGCUGGUUUUUUGUACUGGAAGAUCCAAACAUGUCCCAACCAAAGAAAAGACGACGAUUAAAUGAGGAGGAAGAGAAAGACAAAAUUAAAAACCCAAUGAAGGAAGUUCUGGCAGAGGCCCUUCCAGCCAUCACAGAGACUGUUGUGGCAACUGUGAAAGAAACUCUGAGGGUAACUGCAAAUAAAGAUACCUCAUCUCAGUCUAACCAGUCUAAUACGGGCAGCAAUUUGGAGGGAAUUUCCAUGUCAUCCACAUCAUAUGCAACAUUGCCUGUGACAUCAGCUGCGACAUCAUCUGUAGCGUCAUCUGCGACAUCACCUGCACCAUCACAAGAAACACUGCAAUCAUCGACUACUGAAGGUAAUAAAAAUAAGGGUACAGGGCCACUUCACAUUGGUCGUCCUUUGGGUCAAGGGAUCGAUACAAAAAUUAAGGCAAAGAUAUGGGCUGAGGAGUUCAUCCAGUUAGGAUGUCUGGUGUUCAAACAACCAUAUGCCAAGUUGGAGGCGGUGCAGGCAAGUGACAAUAGCGUCACAUUUCUUCAAAAGGAACACAAAUACUUCUUCAAAUCCUUACAACAGUGGACAGGAGCCUUCCACGUUUUUGUGGCAAUUUACUGUGAGAAGUUCCCCGAACAGGCACCAAACCUCAUGAAGUACAUGGCCACAGUCCAGAAGCUAAGUUCUGAUGUCGGGGAGAGAGCUGCAUUCCACUAUGACGAGCAAUUCAGAAAAUGGAGGGCAGAGAAUCUAGACCAGAUGCCGUGGGAGAAGAUAAACUCUGAGCUUCAUUCUGAAGCUCUGCAGAUUGGUCUAAAAUCAAAAUUGUUUCAAACAGAGGGAAAAACCAGUCGACCAAAACAAAACCAGCAGCAGCCAUUUCGUGUCAAAAACAACAAAAAGCCAUGUUUUAGCUUCAACAACAAUGCUGGACAGUGUGCAAGAUCGAACUGCGAGUAUGCACACAUAUGCAGUAAAUGUUUUGGAGACCACAACAAAAAAGACUGCCGACUUCCAGACAACAACAAGAAACCUAAUCACUCAAACACAAAGCCAGCAAAUACCCAAACUCCAUUCAAGAAGUAAUGUUGUGACUCCUAUUCGUGUAAAGACAUUGGCAGUUUGGCUCCAAAAUUUUAAUCAGGAAAAAAGACAAUACCUCAUAGAUGGUUUCACAAAUGGUUUCAGAAUUCCUUAUCAUGGAGACAGAAAAUUUAGAUUUAGUGAAAAUCUCAAAUCUGCGAAGGAAAAUAUAGACAUUCUGCAGCAAAAAAUUGACAUAGAAGUUAAAAAGGGACGAGCAGCAGGCCCAUUUACAUUAGAUAAAUUGCCAUUCAAAAAUUUACAAGUUUCUCCCCUAGGAUUAGUUCCUAAACAAACACCAGGUGAAUAUAGAAUAAUACAUCACCUUUCUUAUCCGGACGGCUCUUCAAUAAAUGAUGGCAUUGGUAAAGAAGAUUCGGCAGUUUCCUAUCAAACAGUAGAUGACGCCAUUAAACUUAUUCAGCAUUUUGGGAAAGGAGCUCUGUUAGCAAAAACUGACAUUGAAAACGGUUACAAAAACAUUCCAAUUCACCCUUCUGAUCAUGAACUUUUUGGAUUUGCCAUUGGUGAUUACUUCUACUAUGAUAAAACAUUACCUAUGGGUUUAAGCUUUGCCUGUAAUCUAUUUGAAAAAUUUUCUACAGCAAUUCAUUGGGUGGUGAACGAAAAAUUAAAAAUUGAAGGAUGUGUCCAUUUGUUGGAUGAUUUCCUGUUGGUUGGUCCACCAUGUAUGGAAUCCUGUAAUGGCCAACUAAAAUUAUUUUUGAAAUUUAUGAAUGUUAUAGGGGUACCAAUAAAAGAAUCAAAAACUGUAUUUCCAACAACAGUUUUAACUUUCUUAGGUCUUGAAUUAGACACAGUAGCCAUGGAAAUCCGUUUGCCUCAAGAAAAAUUGCUCCGAAUGCAUUCCCAAAUUGAUGUUUAUAAGAGCCGAAAGAAAAUUACACUCCAGGAACUACAGUCUGUAAUCGGGCUCUUGAAUUUUGCAUGUUCAGUUGUGCCACCAGGCAGAACAUUUUUACGCCGAUUAAUAGAUCUUACAAAAGGCUUGCAGAAACCACAUCAUAGGCGCAGAUUAGGCAAAGAAGCAAAAGCCGACCUUGAAGCGUGGUCAAUAUUCCUUAACCACUUCAAUGGGAAAUCACUGUUCUUAGAAGAUGUAUGGUACACAUCAGACAAAUUGCAACUAUUCACAGAUGCAAGUGGACUUGGAUUUGGUGGAUAUUUUGGAGUGAAAUGGUUUUAUGGUGAAUGGCCUUCAUCAUGGUCCAAGUAUCACAUUUCUAUCAAAGAACUCUUUCCAAUUGUGGUCGCAGUUCAAGUAUGGGCUCAAGAGUUUGCAAACAAGAAAGUCUGUUUCUUUUCGGACAAUAUGGCAGUAGUGCAAGUGAUCAAUAAACAAACAGCUAAAGAUGUAUGACUUAUGAAACUAUUACGUCGUCUUAUAGUUCAGUGUCUGAAAUUUAACAUUUAUUUUCAAUCUCAACAUGUAAAAGGUGUGAACAAUAUACUUAGUGAUAAAUUGUCUCGUUUACAGAUACAAGAAUUCCGGAAACUUGCUCCAACAAUGAAUCAGAACCCAGUAUCUGUGCCAGAAGAGAUGUUCAAGCUCUAAAUUCGGUGUCAACAUAUUUGAUUGAAAACGCAUUAACAGUGGGAACAAGAGCAUCCUAUAGAAGAGCCAGAGAAGUGUACACAACUUUUCAACAAAAGUACUUUCCUGAUUCCCAGUUAUUCCCAAUUUCCGCAAACCAAUUAUUCUUGUUCAUAUCUCAUUGUUUUCAAAAGAGUUUGGCUCCACAAACAGUUUUAGGCUACCUGUCAGCACUCACACAUUUCAGCAAAAUGGAAGGUAAUGAAGACCCAACACAACAUUUUAAGGUGAAACGAGCCAUCCAAGGCUUUCAAAAGCUUAAAGCAAAGCCAGAUAGCAGACUUCCAAUUACUCCAUUGAUGCUUCAACAAAUUGUGAACUCUUUGCCGAAUUGCACCCAAUCUUAUUAUCAAAUGCACUUAUUCAAGGCUAUGUUCCUUUUAGCUUUUCAUGCUUUCCUAAGGAUAGGUGAAAUAACAUCCUCUUCUCUGGGAGAUCCACUACCACUAUCAGCAGUAUCAUUUGGGAAACAACAUGAUGGGUCCCCCGAAAGUUUGUGUGUAACCAUGGUCAACUUCAAGCAUCAUAUUGGAAAACCACCUGUUACUUUACAAUUAUCAGCAAACAAGGAAAACAAGCAGUUAUGCCCAGUUUUAGCUAUAUGGGACUAUAUAAAAUUGAGAGGACAGAAUGCAGGUCCACUGUUUAUGUUCCAAGACAAAUCCCCAAUAUCUAGGCAAUAUUUCAAUCAACAAUUGAAAAUCUCUUUAACCUUUUUGAACUAUGACACAAAAAGUUACAAAGGACAUUCUUUCAGAAUUGGUGCAACAACAUGGGCGAAAUCAAAAGGAGUUUCCGAUGACCAAAUUCAACUUUUAGGACGUGGGAAAUCUAAUGCGUAUAGGAAAUACAUUCGAAUUCCUUUAUUGAAUUUGUAAACAGGACAUGGGGUCAGGGGCCUCUGUCCUCUAAAGUUACUUGUAGAGUAUGGACACUAAGUUUUUUGUAUCAUAUACGGUAAUGUUAGUUUGAAAAUAAUUACUGCAGUAUUUUUCUGGCAUGGGGCUUCGGACCUCUGUUGGAAUGGAAUGUUAAUGUAUCUUUAUGAAAUUAUGUAUUUUUGAAGAAAAAAGUUUUUCUUACGUGUUGUUUUGUUAUAUAGUUAUAUUGCAUGGUAGAAAUCUAGUCAUGUAGUUAAGUUCAUUUCAAUCUCUUGCCAUUGACAUAUGUAAGUUAAUUAUGCUAUACAGUUGUGUUUCUCAUUCAUUUUGGGGUGGGGGGUAUUACUUUUCAAUACGCCUUUCAAGUAAUACUGUGGCAAUUUUUGGUCCCCACCUUUGAUUUUCAAGGACAUAACGAUGAAUAUAUUAUGUAAUACUCUUUGUUCAUGUUGGCAUAAUGAUUUUUACAAGGCAGAGAUGUUGUUGACCCGGAUGUAAUAAUAUAUGUUUUUUAAUAUACAUCCGGGUUAUUUUAUUUUCAAAUUUUUGUAGUUAGUGUUUUGUUCCAAUAUUACGUCAUUUAAUUAAUAAAUGACCAUUUUCAAUUCUAAUUUGUGUUUGAGUGAUUUAUGAAAAUCAAACAGAGCCAAAAUAAAUGAGAGCUAAGGGAUUUGACAAAAAAUAACAUUUAUGAACAUAAAUGUGUUUUUGGCAAUCAUUGUUAAAAGAGAGUUAUCUCCUACUUAAGAUUAAUUGGAAAGAGUUAUCUAAUCUUGCUCACCGCUAGGGGGCAUUGCAAACAAAAACAAAAGAUCAAGUGUCACGCUGUUGGUAGCUGGAAAGUUUUUUACAGCCCACCACCCUCCCUAAUGCAAUGUGUAAACUAGUAUUUUUCAUUUAUUUUUGUUUUAAUUACAGCUCGUAUUCAUAAUGUCGUUUAGGCAUCAGUUGUAAUAUUUGUUUAUUAUGAAAAUUUGUUCUAGUCAAUCAUUUUAUAUUUUUCUGUGUUAUUAUUUUUGGUUUGUCAUAAUGUGUUUUGGGGCAAUUUUUGGUCCCCCACCUUUGAUUUUCAAGAACAUGACGAUGAAUAUAUUAUGUAAUACUCUUUG
This is a messenger RNA of Saccostrea cuccullata (small rock oyster), 4815 nucleotides long. RefSeq lists its product as uncharacterized. The coding region runs from base 158 to 1213 and encodes 351 amino acids. Gene Ontology annotation, biological process: DNA integration; DNA recombination. The record is from RefSeq and is a predicted model, not a curated record. Gene Ontology annotation, molecular function: DNA binding; metal ion binding. Lineage: Eukaryota; Metazoa; Mollusca; Bivalvia; Ostreida; Ostreidae. The transcript has 2 exons.